AUGUCUCCGCAUGAUCUUUGGAAUGAUGAUAUCGCGUAUGUCUUCUCUACUCAUAGAACGCUCAUGCAAAAACUCGGUAUAUGGCCGUUGCAAAAAAAAACGGUAUUCACGAUCAUGCAAUGGAGUUUAACAACAAUACUGCAGUUGACGAUAUUCAGCUUCCUAUUUAUGGAACUCCCUGUAAAUCAUCGUGACGCCAGUACAAGCAUAGAAACUAUAUUGUACUUCACAUGCACAAUGAUUUUGAUAUUGAAAAAUCUCUGUAUUAUUGCCAAUCAAAGAAAGCUUGCCAGGAAUAUUGACUCUGCUAUCAGCGAUUGGUUGUCCGCGAAGAAUGAUGAGGAAUCUUAUAAGAUCAUGAAGGAAUAUGCAUUUAAGUCCAGAAUGUUCACUUUGGUUAUACUAUACUCAGGCAACAACAAUACAAUAGAAUGGAUGUUUUUAAUCCCAUCUGGUGAUUUAAAUAAAAAGAUCACCCGCUCGCAGUACGCAAUCCUCAUUCUGUUUCAAAUUUUUGAAGUAGUCACAUUAUGUUUAAUGCAAUGUGUUUCGGAUAGUUUUUACGUUAACAUUACAUUACAUCUCACUGGUCAGCUGAAGAUUCUUAAAGUGAAAUUCAAAACAUUUGCAAGCAAGCCCAAUACCGUGAUAAAUAAUCGGAAGUAUUUGUCCACAUUGAUUGACAGGCACUGCAAAUUAGCGGAACUCAAUCAAAACAUAGAAGAUACCUUUCAUCUGAUUAUACUAUUCCAACUCGUCAUAAUAACACUUUUGCUUGCAUUGCUGGGUACUGUAUGA
Molecule: messenger RNA, 798 nt
Organism: Cataglyphis hispanica
Lineage: Eukaryota; Metazoa; Arthropoda; Insecta; Hymenoptera; Formicidae
Exons: 3
Coding region: 1-798 (265 amino acids)
Biological process (GO): sensory perception of smell; detection of chemical stimulus involved in sensory perception of smell
Cellular component (GO): plasma membrane
Molecular function (GO): odorant binding; olfactory receptor activity
Source: RefSeq, a predicted model, not a curated record